UAUUGACCAAAAACCACAGCUAAAUAUUGCAUACUUCGCGACACUCCGAUUGCAAGUCGAGUUGCCGUUAUGUUGGCUGACCGUCGCGAGGGGCGGACAACAUGAGAAAACCCGCCGCCUUCUCCAAGCCAGCUUCAUGACCUCUACAUCACCCGCAUUCAAUCACCUCCAUGUCAACACGAUGCCUCCCGUCGACACGCUCUCCAGCUGGGGCACGCUAGUCCUCUCCAUUGCAUGCAACACCCUCGUUUUCCAGGCCACGCGCACUCCAAACACAAAGUCCUCCGCGACCGCGGCCUCGGGCCAUGUGAGGGCCAUCUCCGCCAGCCACAGCAUCCUAGUCACCAUCCUCACCAUCAUCGCCCUCCGUCAGCAACACUGGCAGCUCUCCCUUGACGACCCCACCCCGCCGCGCGACGUCGAUGGAGACGGGAACCUGGAUGACGCGGCCAACCCAAUGAUCCAAGGCCGCAGCCGACUCGCCAACAUGAUCACGUCCUGGGAAGCGGGCUACCUUCUCUACGACACGUGGGCCAUGGCCUACGCCCUCCCCAGGACCGUGGGACGCAGCGCACGCCCGUCGCCUGUCAUGGUCACGCACCACGCGCUCAUUGGCGCUGGGCUGCUGUACCUCCAGCACUACAUUGCGCGGGGCAAGGAGCGCGGCGUGCGUGUCAUCUUGGGUCUUCUCCUGAUGAACGCGUCUAAUCCUCUGCUGCACGCCCGAUGGUGGGCUCGGAAGACGGGUAGACAGUCGAGGUUUCUGGACGCUGCGUUCUUGGUCGCGUUUGCUGGUGUGAGGUUUGGCAGCGUCGCUUGGAUUCUGCGACAAUAUGGCGCGUAUCACCGCCUGGGUCUUGUGGACGUCUUUGGGCGCUUGAGGACGCCUUGCAAGGUGGGCACGGCGAGUCUUGUUGGGCUCAAUGGUGUAUGGUGGCUAUGGAUGUGCAAGAACUUUGCGCAGCGCUACGUGGAGAAGACGAAGAAGCGGAUUUGAAAGUCAGCUUUGUAUUUCACUUCUAUUCAUCAUCUAA
Molecule: messenger RNA, 1034 nt
Organism: Emericellopsis atlantica
Lineage: Eukaryota; Fungi; Ascomycota; Sordariomycetes; Hypocreales; Bionectriaceae
Product: TLC domain-containing protein
Exons: 1
Coding region: 137-997 (286 amino acids)
Biological process (GO): lipid homeostasis
Cellular component (GO): endoplasmic reticulum; membrane
Source: RefSeq, a predicted model, not a curated record